Messenger RNA from Culex pipiens pallens (northern house mosquito), 2732 nucleotides. Its product is annotated as zinc finger protein 235-like. Gene Ontology annotation, cellular component: nucleus. Gene Ontology annotation, biological process: regulation of transcription by RNA polymerase II. Bases 166 to 2703 code for a protein of 845 amino acids. The record is from RefSeq and is a predicted model, not a curated record. The transcript is spliced from 7 exons. Gene Ontology annotation, molecular function: RNA polymerase II transcription regulatory region sequence-specific DNA binding; DNA-binding transcription factor activity, RNA polymerase II-specific; zinc ion binding. NCBI's taxonomy places the organism in Eukaryota, Metazoa, Arthropoda, Insecta, Diptera, Culicidae.
GUUUCACUUUAAAAUCAGAACAGUGUCGAACGUCUGUAGCUCAACAUAAAAUCGACCGGUUAAAAUACAAGACUUUGUAGAAAAAAGUGGAAUUUAGUUCAAACACUUGAGCAUUGUUUUUGUUUUGUUUGGUAAAAGCGGUACAGCAAGUAAUCCGACCCGGCAAUGACUAGAACGUGCGUCGUGCAGCAGUGCCGAUUACAUAGGAACCUUAACAAAACCACGAGAAGAUAUUUCGCAUUUCCCCCGACCAGUGAGAUUAUUCACACCAACCGGUUGAAUGCCGAACGGCGGGAGAAAUGGUUGCAGGCCUUGCGGCUGGAACCCGACUUUACGUGGCGCCACAAGGUCGUUUGUGAGGAUCAUUUUGUUUCCGGAAGGCCGGCAAAAAACACCGACAAAAACAACGUCGACUGGGUGCCUACGCUGAACCUACCAGGCUGUGAGGAAAUUAGAGAUUCCAGCGACAGUGACGAUGAAAAACCCACCAGUUCCGCCAAUUUAGAAGCUGCGAGUGCGAGCAGUCAAUCAACCGGGCAGAGCGCGCAAUUACCAGCCGAUGACGAAUGGAUUGAUCCGAAGGAAUCAUCUUCCGAUUCCGGUGGCAAUGUAACGUUUGAUAAGGACUGCAAAGUCGAGCUCGGCGACACUAUCCUGGACGGCACCGACGAGGACCGGUGCGAGUUCUGCCUCAAACUCCCCGAAGAAGAGGAUCAAAUAGUGGUGCCCUUGACCGGCGAGCCCACCAUCCGGGGCACGAUCGAGUUUGUGCUCGGGGUCAGCGUGGGAUCGCCCGUUACGGCCGCAACGCUCAACUGCUGCCUCAGCUGCUGGGGGACGUUCGAGUCGUACUAUAACUUCAAAACCAACUGCCUGGCGUCGAUGAAAACGCGUCGGAAGAUUUUGGCGGACUUGAAGCCGGAGUUGGAGGUGGAGCAGCGGCCGUCCGCCGUUUACAGCGGGUCGACCUUCCGGUGCCAGCGUUGCUUCGAGCAGUGCUCGUCGCAGGUGGAACUGGUUGAACACAUGACGCGGUACUGCUUCGAGUCGGAGGAAGACGACGACUUGGUGGAGGAGAUGGUGAAGAAACCUGAGUUAGAGGUAGAGUUUGUGGAACAUCCGGCGGACGACGACGAUGAUGAAGCUGUGAAGGAGGAUCGCACGCAAAACCGGAUAUUCCCGAAGAAUUUCAUAUUUUGCUGCCCGCGAUGCAAGAGUGUGUUCAAUCAGUUGGUCUUGCUGCAAGAUCACAAGGAGAAGUGUACCGUUCCGAGGAGGAUUGAACAACCGGAAAUGGGCGUGCAAAAUGAGCAAGGUGUAAUCGUGUACGGCUGCAAACUAUGCAAGUGCACCUACAACUCGGCCAGGUUGCUGCAGUUUCACAUGAACAAACAUUACGAUACGCCCGAGUGGGUUUGCCGCAAGGGGUGCAACCGGACGUUCUACUUCCCCAGCAACCGAAUCCGCCACGAGAAGAAUUGCUACGGAAGAAACCGAGUUACGGCACGGCUGCCCGAGCCCGUCGGCAAAAAGCGAAAACGGUGUACGGAUGAAAAGCCCCGCAAGAAGAAGUUUGACUAUCCAGCCGGCUUUGUCUGGUGCUGUUCGGGCUGCAAGGCGCAGUUUUCCGUACUGGGCGUGCUGAACAAGCACAAGAAAAUCUGCGGAGCUUGGAACGCCAACAAAGACUUGCCGCCGCGCACCGAUGAAGUGGUCGAGCAAGAUUCGGCUGGGAUGUAUCGGUGUUUGUUGUGCACAAAUUCCAGCUACAAAACGGCCAGUUUGUACAGUUUCCACAUGAAUCGGCAUUAUGAUGAGCGCAAAUUCGAAUGCCGCAUACGGGAGGGUUGCCCCCGGGCGUUCUUCAACCCCGCGUUGCGCAACAUUCACGAGAAAGACUGCCAGAAGGAUUGCGGCUAUGUUUGCACCAUUUGCGGCGAGAUGCUAAAGUCCCGCGACACUCUGCGCCGGCACAUGGAAGCACACGGCCAACGGAAGUGGGAGUGCAUGAUCUGCGGGAAAAAGUUCAAAACCCGAAACUGCUUCAAGGGCCACUGGGCGCGGCACUGGUCGGGCGCGGACCCGGUGGCCAGCGCCGAGUCCAACCUGGCCAACGUGGAAAAUCUUCCGCGAAACAUCAUCUGUGAGCUGUGCCAAACGGGACUGCCGUCGCACGGAAUCUACGCCCGCCAUCGGCGGUACUGCAACCAGCCGGAAUCACCCCCGCCGGAGAACCGACUGCAGUGCCCGGAAUGUCCGAAGAGUUUCGUCUCGCAGGAACGCUUCCAGGAGCAUCGGAACAGACAUGCGGGCAUUCGGGCCGUUCCCUGUCGGUCCGAGGGUUGUACGGCAAAGUUCUACAGCGUUCAUACCCGGAACACGCACGAGAUAAACUGCGGCAAGCAGUGGGUCUGCAGCGAGUGUGGACUUGUGUUUCAGCAGAAGAACUCGCUGUCCCAGCACAUGGAGACGCACGGGGAAAAUCCGCCGACGUGUGAGAUUUGCAACAAGCGGUUCAGUAGCAAGACGGCUCUCGGGGUUCACGCCGUCACGCAUACGAAGGAGAAGAACUACGCGUGUCCCAUUUGCGAUCGGAGAUUUACGCAGAACUCGUCGGUUAAAACUCACCUGAAAACGCACUCGGAUGAGGAGAAGCAGGGGCUCGAUCCGAAUGUGCAUGUAUUUUUGGCUAAGGAAGGGUAGAUUGUUAAAUUUGGUAGAAUUUGCUGUUU